This is a messenger RNA of Aspergillus chevalieri, 636 nucleotides long. RefSeq lists its product as uncharacterized. Lineage: Eukaryota; Fungi; Ascomycota; Eurotiomycetes; Eurotiales; Aspergillaceae. The record is from RefSeq and is a predicted model, not a curated record. The transcript has 2 exons. The coding region runs from base 1 to 636 and encodes 211 amino acids.
AUGACCACCAUCCUCGAGCAAGUCCAAAUACAGAACAACCCCGUCCUGGAUGCGAUGUACGCUCAACAAACAGCCAUGAAGACAGCCCAAAUGCCCGAAAAAAUGCGUGCUACUUCGACACAAGUAGCCACCCGCAAGCAAAUCAAAAACAAAAACCAAGUGAACGCGGACUGCAAUUGCUACGAGAGCGAGACCGUAGACUACCGCUCUUUUAUCCGAAAGCCCGAGUUCAUCAUCAACAUGGGCAGCUUCACAAUCCGCAAUCCCCUCCACAUGACCCCAGAGCAAUCCAAAUCGAACCUAAAAUACAAAGUCGCACGCGCAAAGAAGAACGCCAGACGCGCUUGCAAAGAUGCCCGGAAAGCCAACAAAGCUGCUCAAAAGGCCCGCGCCAAAUCUGACAAGAUCCACGACAGCGCCGUGCAGACUCGCAAGGAGAUACGGGACGCGAACGAGAUGGCGCAGACGGCUUGGAAGUCUGUUGAUGAGGCGAAUGCGGCACAUGCGCGGGUUAUGCAGUGGGCUGCGUUUGUGGAGAGGGAGGGAGAGGGUGUUGGGGAGUCGGCGAGGGGGGUUAGGGCGAAGGCUAGGUUUGCGGGUGAUGGGGUGGAGUAUUGUGAUCAUCGGUUUCGUUGA